Sardina pilchardus (European sardine) is the source of this 3071-nucleotide messenger RNA. Its product is annotated as NACHT, LRR and PYD domains-containing protein 12-like. Gene Ontology annotation, biological process: intracellular signal transduction. NCBI's taxonomy places the organism in Eukaryota, Metazoa, Chordata, Actinopteri, Clupeiformes, Clupeidae. Gene Ontology annotation, molecular function: protein binding. The record is from RefSeq and is a predicted model, not a curated record. The annotation marks the transcript as partial. The transcript has 9 exons.
CCCCGAUGACAGAAGUGAAAGCUGGCAAAGUUAACACAAUUUUAGAGAUUUUGUUCGACGGACGAAAUGGACAGUCGUUGUUGGACUUAAAACACUGAUAUUUUGGAAUAACCUAUUUUGUGGUCAAGAGAGACUCUCCCACUGCUGCUGGGAUGAGUGACUCUCAGGAGAGAGAGGAGGCUGCAGGUCCCAGUGAGACACUCAGACCAGAGUCUGCAGCACAUGGCUUUAGGACCAUGAAGAAUGAUGAAGACAUGGCUGAUCCUGGGUCACCAACACACUCUGGUGGAGGUGAGUUGACGGCUGAUCAGUUGAUGGGUGGAGUGCAUCAACAGGUACUGAGUGACACCAUCACCUGUGAACACAACAUCAACAAGAGCACAGAUAAGGAAGUUCUGAGGAGAGUUAAAGAGAAACAUAAAGCCAGUCUGAAGAGGAGGUUUGAGAACAUAUCUGAGGGCAUCAUCAAACCAGGAGCUGAGAUACUCCUCAAUAAGAUCUACACAGAGCUCUACAUCACAGAAGGAGAGAGUGAAGGGGUGAAUAAGGAGCAUGAGGUCUGGCAGGUAGAGUCAGCAUCUAGACUACAAACCACAGAAGACAAACCAAUCAGCUGCAAUGAUAUCUUCACGCCCUUACCUGAACAGGAGAGGCACAUCAGAACUGUGAUAACCAAAGGUAUUGCUGGCAUUGGAAAAACGGUCUCUGUGCAGAAAUUCAUUCUUGAUUGGACAGAGGGGAUAGCCAAUCACGAUGUAGACUUUAUGUUUCCCCUUCCUUUCCGUGAGCUGAAUUUAAUCAGGAGUGAUGAGUAUAGCCUUCACAAGCUCCUGAUUGACUUCCACCCUGAGUUGAAGGAGCUAAAGGAUGGUGAAGAAUACAAUGACUGUAAUAUUGUGUUCAUCUUUGAUGGUUUGGAUGAGAGUCGGUUACCUCUGAAUUUCCAACAGAGCAUGAGAUUGUCUCAUUUAAAACAAGCAGCAUCAGUGAAUAUUCUGAUGACAAGCCUCAUUCAGGGAACUCUUUUCCCUUCUGCACAUAUCUGGAUAACCUCACGACCAGCAGCAGCUGGACAAAUUCCUGCUCAGUAUAUCAACCAAGUUACAGAAAUACGAGGAUUCACUCACCCACAGAAGGAAGAGUACUUCAAGAAGAGAAUCAGUAAUGAGAGUCAGGCCAACAGAGUCAUCUCACACAUUAAGGCAUCCAGGAGUCUCCACAUCAUGUGUCACAUUCCUGUCUUCUGUUGGAUUGCAGCCACUGUACUUCAGCAGAUGCUGGAACAGGACACCGCCCAGAAAAUCCCUAAAACUCUGACUGAGAUGUUUGUACACUUCUUGCUUAUUCAGACCAAAAAGAAGGAUCAGAAAUAUCAAGGCAGAUAUGCAAGAGAUAUGAAGAGGCUCUUGCAAUCACAGAAAGAAGUCAUACUGAAACUGUCAGAACUGGCUUUCAAGAAUCUGGAGAAUGGCAACCUCAUGUUUUAUGAGGAAGACCUGCAGAAGUGUGGCAUUGAUGUCAGUGAAGCCUCAGUGUACUCUGGCAUGUGCACUGAGAUCUUCAAGGAAGAAUCUGUGUUUCAGCAGAGGAAAGUCUACUGCUUUGUGCAUCUGAGCAUCCAGGAGUUCCUGGCUGCUGUGUUUGUGUUUCACUCUUACGUGAAUGAGAACUUUGAGGCACUACAAUCCCUCCUCAGUGAAAAACCUACCAGCCCCUUCAGAUUUUCAUAUUUUCGAUCAGUGCUGGGCUCUCAAUCACAAGAUAAUCUCUGUAGGUUACUUAAGAGUGCAGUGGAUGAGGCUUUGAAGAGCAGGAAUGGACAUCUGGAUCUUUUCCUUCGCUUCCUUGUGGGCGUCUCCAUGGAAAGAAAUCAGAGGCUUCUGAAAGGACUCUUAAAUUGUACAUACAGGAGCUCAAAGAGCAUUAAGAAAACAUGUCAGUAUAUUAAGGAGCUCAACAGUGAAGGUCUCUCUCCUGAAAGAUGCAUCAAUCUUUUCCAUUGCUUGUUUGAAAUGAAUGAUCAUUCCAUGCACCAAGAGAUAAAAAAAUAUCUGGAGUCACCAAAGGAUUUCAAAGGCCAGUUGUCUCCAGCUCAUUGUUCAGCACUGGCCCACAUGCUUCUGAUGUCUGAGGAGGUGCUGGAUGAGUUUGACCUGAAGAAAUACAACACCUCAGAUGAGGGCCGCAGGAGACUGAUCCCAGCUUUGAGAUGCUUCAGAAUCGGACGACUCGCUGACUGCAAACUCACAGAAAAGUCCUGCGAGCAUGUGGCCUCAGUUCUGCAGUCACCAAACUCCCUGAUAGAGCUGGACCUGAUGGAUAAUGAUCUGACAGAUUCUGGAGUUCAGCUUCUGUCUAAAGGACUAUCUAGUCCCCACUGCAAACUGCAGAUGUUAAGACUUGCUGGCUGCAAACUCACCGAUAAGUCGUGUGAGCUUGUGGCCUCAGUUCUGCAGUCUCCAAACUCCCUGAUAGAGCUGGACCUGACGGAUAAUGAUCUGACAGAUUCUGGAGUUCAGCUUCUGUCUAAAGGACUAUCUAGUCCCCAUUGCAAACUGCAGAUGUUAAGACUUGCUGGCUGCAAACUCACCGAUAAGUCAUGUGAGCUUGUGGCCUCAGUUCUGCAGUCUCCAAACUCCCUGAUAGAGCUGGACCUGAGUGACAAUGACCUGGGAGAUUCUGGAGUUCAGCUUCUUUCUAAAGGACUGUCUAGUCCCCACUGCAAACUGCAGACAUUAAGACUUACUGGUUGUAAACUUACAGAUAAGUCCUGUGAGCUUGUGGCCUCAGUUCUACAGUCACCAAACUCCCUGUUAGAGCUGGACCUAAAGAACAACAACUUGGGAGAUUCUGGAGUUCAGCUUCUUUCUAAAGGACUGUCUAGUCCCCAGUGCAGACUGCAUACAUUAAGCCUGCAGAAGUGCAGCAUUGGAGAGGAAGGCUUCACAGCUCUUGCAUCAGCACUGAGAUCAAACCCCUCACACAUGAGAAAGCUGUGGCUGGAGGGGAGUAAAGCAACAGACUCAGGAGUGAAGUAUCUUUCUUCUCUUCUGGAGGAUCCCAACUGUAAA